Messenger RNA from Sycon ciliatum, 4212 nucleotides. RefSeq lists its product as uncharacterized. The record is from RefSeq and is a predicted model, not a curated record. Gene Ontology annotation, biological process: DNA integration. The transcript has a single exon. Lineage: Eukaryota; Metazoa; Porifera; Calcarea; Leucosolenida; Sycettidae. Bases 1 to 4212 code for a protein of 1403 amino acids. Gene Ontology annotation, molecular function: RNA-DNA hybrid ribonuclease activity; nucleic acid binding; zinc ion binding.
AUGUCUACCAAGUAUCUUGUCCAGCCGUUUUCUGGCAAGGAUGGUGAAGACCUAGAGGAAUUCUGGGCAAAGUUUUUAGUUUUGGCCACUGCCAAGGAAUGGUCCGACGAAGAUGCACGCAUGCAACAUCUACCCUUAUAUUUGCAGGGCGAUGCAUUUCGAGUGUUUUCUCGUAUGGCAGACAGUGACAAAAGCAAACAAGCAGAGGUCAAGAAAGUUUUAGUGAGUGCGUUCAGUGUGACGCCGUCCAGAGCGUAUGAUUUGUUCAAGCGCCGUUGUUUGCGUGUGGAUGAAAGUGUCGACACGUAUGUGGAAGAUUUGCAGCGUUAUGCAGCGCUGUCGGGGCACAAACCGGGUGGUACCGCCAGCAAGGAUCCGAUCUUGAUCGAGCAACUGAUCGCUGGCCUACAGCCCGAAUUUGGCCGCCAGCUGAGAAUGUCACUGGCUGGCCAAGAGCUGACGAUACCUGCGUGUCUAGAGCGUGUGCGUGCGCUCAGAGCCAGUGAGACCGAUGCUCGGUACACGAGCAGGUUCAGCCAGAGCGUUUCUGCUAGUGCCAGUACCAGUAGUUACAGUGGAGGUGUACACCGACCUCGCAGUACUGUUGUCUGCUAUAAUUGUAAUCAGCCUGGGCAUGUCCAGCGUAACUGCCCAGAGUUCAAGAAGAAGCAGAAGCCCCGUUUCAGUGGACCAGUAGUGUGCCACUUUUGUGAUCAGCCUGGUCAUGCAAAGCCAGCGUGCCCUGAGAGAAGGAAGUGGCGAGAAGCCAAGGCAGCAGAACGUGUGGCGGCUGCUGGUACGUCGCAUAGUAGCAGUGACAAGUGCCUGUGCGCGGUGUCCACUGAAGCUGCCCCCUUGCCGAGGAUCUAUGUGGACGUGGAGUCGGCCAAGCCGGAUGACUGGUGCCGUGGAGAGGCCAUGCUGGACACCGGGUCGGCUCGCACGCUAGUGUCGUCUGGCUUUAUACGUGCGGCUAAGAUGUGCAGCCAAGUGUCGGCGGUAAAGCAGGAGAAGCUCCUCGCCCUGGAUGGCGAAGCCCUGCCGAUUUCGGGGUCAAUUUCACUAACGAUUCGUCGUCUGGAUGGACCCGUAAAUUUGCCGCCUACCCGUGUUGUUGCGUUUGUAGUUCCUGAGCUGUCGGUUAUUAAUGCUGACCUGUUGCUGGGAUCUGACCUUGUCCGUGCCAUCGGUGGCGUCAGGUUGCAGUACUCUGAGUCAGGUGAUCUGCGGUCCGUGUUGUUUGGUCCGUCACCCGCCAGUGACCCUGAGCCUGUGUCGUCUGUCGUUAGUGAUGCUCUGCAGUCGCCGGAUCAGCACCCGUCUCGGCAUGUUAGUGUGGUGCAAGACGGUGAGGGUGUGACGCUAUCUGUCGAGGAUGGUCAGAUAAAGUGGCUAGCAGCUGAGCAGUGUUGGCAGGCAGCAUGGAGGUGGAAGGACGACAAGCCACCUACCGGACGCAUCGGCAGCGGCAUUGGGGAGUACCCCCGGAAACUUAGCGAUGAUCAGGAGAAGCUGUUCCAGCAUGAAGUGGACUCCUGGAUCGGUAACGGAUGGCUCAUCGAGCAUGAUGAAGAGGUACACGGAGCUCCUGCUGCAAUUCUACCAUGGCUUGCGGUCAGCCAGGAGCACAAGCCUACUACACCUGUUAGGCCUUGCCUCGACUACCGUGCGCUGAACCGUGCCCUCGUGUCUCAGCCCGGUAUGGAUGCCUCCGUGUGUGGCGAGAAGUUGCGUGAGUGGCGUACGCACGAUGCCAACGAGUAUGAGAUGUUGGAUAUUCGAAAGGCCUAUUUGCAAGUCCGGAUGUCACCUGAGUUGCUGCGGUAUCAGUGUGUGAAAUGGAGGGGAAAGCUGUACGUGAUGACCCGCAUGGCUUUCGGGUUAAGUGUUGCACCGAAGUUCAUGGACGUAAUAGUCAAGUGGUGCACGCGAGAUCAUGAUGGUGUUGACAAUUACGUUGACGAUCUGUACGUCCCGAAACCGCAGACAAAGGCUGUUGCGGAUACCCUCGAGCGCUAUGGCCUGCGUACGAAGCCAGCUGAGCCCGCCAAUUCCGCCCGAGUACUUGGACUUCAGCUGUUCACUGGCCAAGAUGGUCAAACCCGUUGGAAGCGUCGAGACGGAGUGAGUCUCGAGUGUGGCAAGCUGACCAAGCGUGGUGUAUUCUCGUGGUGCGGCCGACUGGUAUCGCACUAUCCCGUGUGCUCGUGGCUGCGACCUGCCUGCAGCUUUCUGAAGCGCCUAGCGUGUCGUGAUGGUGGUGGUUGGGAUGAUGACGUCCCCAAUGAUGUGGUAACCUGUUGUGCCGAACUAGCAAGUCGCGUCCAAGAUGAGGAUCCGGCCACAGGCGUGUGGAAUGCGUCAGUGAACGAGCAGCAGCUCACCGUGUGGUGCGAUGCGUCUGAUGUCGCAUAUGGCAUUGUUGCCGAAGUUGGUGGUGAAGUCAUGGAGGACAAGUCUUGGCUUCGCGAUGCCGACGAGAAGAAGCAUAUCAACAUCGCAGAAUUGGAAGCAGUAAUCCGUGGGUUGUCGACGGCAGUCGAAUGGAACGCCAGCAACAUCCGUCUUGUCACUGAUUCCAAGACCGUGUACGGCUGGGUGAAGUCGUGCCUGAACAAUGAGCGGCGUGUCAAGGUGUCCGGUCUGAACGAAGUGUUAGUUCGCCGACGACUAAACAUCAUCGACGACAUUGUCGCGACCGCGAAGCUGUCCGUCACCAUUGAGUGGGUACUGUCCCAGCAGAACAAGGCUGACAAGCUGACGCGUGUCCCAGAUUUGUUCAUCCGCUGCUGGAAGAAAUCAGCCAAGCCAGAUGUAGUUGCUGCCGUCUCUGCACCCCCGAAGAUUGUGAGUGCUAUUGUGUUACAGGACAUUCUUGAUGCGCAGAAGUCUGAUCCUGUUGUUGUUAGUGUGAUUGAGUCUGUGCGUCAUGGUCGUGAGAUUUCCGACCCGGUAUUUAAGAAAUUGAAGUCUCAGUUGUCUGUAUCUGAUGAUGGUUACUUGUAUCGUAGUGUGAAGGUACCGCCGAAUGAUGUGCGUGUUGUACCAGUUGUGUCUCAGUCAUUGCAGCAGCGAGUGGUGUGUCGUGCCCAUGCUGUGAGCGGUCAUUCCAGUUGGGAGACCACAUGGAAGCUGUUGCGUGCGAGUUGUUAUUUUGCAAAUAUGGCUGUUGUUUGUCAGUCGUUGAUUCAGUCGUGUGAUGUGUGUGCUGCUGCUAAUUCGAAGCGUGGGCCUGUUGCUGAGCCAACACGUCCAGUUAUUCCAUCUGGUCCGUGGAAUGUAGUACAGCUCGAUACCCUGGAGUUGGGCCCGAAUAGAAGCCAUCGGUAUCAUUGUGUUCUUGUCUGUACCGAUAUGUUUACGAAGUGGGUCGAGGUUGUCCCAUUGGUUCGCCAUGAUGGUCCGUCUGUAGCAGCUGCGUUUGUGGAUGUAUGUUCCCGCUGGGGUGCCCCAGCAGUUGUAUGUUGUGACAAUGGAACAGAAUUUGUCAAUCAGGUAGUUUCCUCUUUGUAUGAUGCAUUUGGUGUGGAGGUGCGACAUGGCGCAGUGCGUCAUCCGCAGAGUCAAGGUGGUGUAGAGCGUUUUAACCGGACUUUGCUGACUUUAAUUCGCAAGAUUGUGCACGAAUCCGACGAUUGGGUGUCUGCUUUGAAUGUAUUAUUGUACUAUUAUCGUAUUCGUCCCCACUCUGCGCUUGGUGUUUCCCCAAGUAAAGCCAUGUGUGGCUGGGUUCCUCAUGGCUUGAUUGUGGACGAUGAGCGUUGUGACAUGUCCCCCAGUGCAUGGGUUGAUAGCUUGUGUAGUAAAGCGGCUGUUGUGCGAGACUACGUGGAAAGUGAAUUGUCCUCUGCUGAUUUUGUUCAGCCUGUUGGGUGUAUGAACCCCUACAGUGUUGGUUCCACGGUGAUGUUGCGGCAGGGAGAUCGCCGCCAGAAGCGAACAGCGCCGUACGAGUCUGGAUGGACAGUUGAUAGUGUGGUGUCUCCGUCAACUGUUGUAAUUGUUCGAGACACUAAUGGUCGACAUUCGGUGAAGACUGUCAAUAUUGAUCUAAUUAAGCCGUCAAGUGUGAGUGUGCCUGAGUAUGAUGAUGCAUGUGCUUCAAGUAGUAGUGAUUCUGAUUCUGAUGUACCAGCCCAACCACUUCAAGUUGGUGGUCAUCGUCUUCGCAACCGUGCUGGUCUCGUUCCUCCUGUUCGUUACCGUAGUUAA